GAGAGACCGCGCCGUGGUCUUCCUUGGAAGGUGGGUUCAGUUUCUACUAGUUCUUCGUCGCACGUGUUCGCUGGAGCGCAGUCUGCUCACCGCUGCAUGCUCGCGUCUAGGCGGGACCGUGCCGUGGUCUUCCUUGGAAGGUCCGGCUCAGGCAAAAGCUCAGCGAUGCGCCACUGCGUGUGGUACCUGGCUACCGCGUACCCCGCGCAGAGUUCCAAACUUACUCCUGAGCGUUUCGACGCUGCCUUCGAUGUGCUGUACACCUUUGGGUCUUGUCGCACCAGUUCGAACGCGCACGCGUCGCGCUUCGUGGCGCUGACGUCACUGGACUUCGACGGCGGCGGCGCGCUUGUGUCGGCUUCUGUGCAGACGCUGCUGCCCGACCUGAGGCCGGGGCAGACUCCCAUGAGGGCUCUGCACGA
Ostrinia furnacalis (Asian corn borer) is the source of this 422-nucleotide messenger RNA. Its product is annotated as unconventional myosin-XVIIIa-like. Gene Ontology annotation, molecular function: ATP binding; protein phosphatase binding; cytoskeletal motor activity. Gene Ontology annotation, biological process: negative regulation of G1/S transition of mitotic cell cycle; phosphatidylinositol 3-kinase/protein kinase B signal transduction; neuron projection morphogenesis. NCBI's taxonomy places the organism in Eukaryota, Metazoa, Arthropoda, Insecta, Lepidoptera, Crambidae. The record is from RefSeq and is a predicted model, not a curated record. The annotation marks the transcript as partial. The transcript is spliced from 3 exons. Gene Ontology annotation, cellular component: perinuclear region of cytoplasm; myosin complex; nucleoplasm.